CCUUUUUGUUUCCGCAGCUGACCAACGCAGUAGACGAAAAGAGAGCGCUGUCAAUACAUUGUUGUCGCUAUCUCGUUUUCUCAUGCAUCGGAACGUCGCAUCUGUGCUCCAGCAGUAUGUUAAAAUCGAAAAACAGCAUACCGAACGGGAAAAAAGUAUCAACAUUGAACAUUAGCAGUUAAUUCUAAUGCAUUUCGAGUGUAAAUUAUAUGGUUUGUAGUGAAAAUCCGUCUAGAAACGUUUGUUACAGUGCAGUCGAUACUUUAACACCCUAAAACAACAAUUUAGCACCCUGUUUAUCGAAAAGGAUUUUAGCUGAAGCCAAUGAAAAUGUUUUCUUCCUCUAAAAGAGAAGCGAUUGAAACGCUUCUACGUCUAUAGUUUUCCAAACUAGUCUUUACCAUUCAUCUGCUUCGAGAAAGGCGUUGUGUGACGGAAAUAAUUUAGUGUAAAAGCGGCAAACGACGAUUAAAGGAGCUCACCAUGGCAACUACAAAAACCGAAGGAACAAUCGCUGCUAUGCUAGGGCGAAAUCUUAGCUACGGUUCGGACGACACAAUGUCCUCGCGGUUAGAAAGCAUGGUUAACAAUGAGUUUUGCUCGGACGUAACGUUCAUCGUCGGCGCUAGCAAGAAGCGUAUCUACGCACACAAACUACUCCUGGUGAUGGCGUCCGAAUACUUCUACGUAAUGUUCUUCGGCAACUUUGUGGAGGCGAACCGAAACGAGGUUACACUCGAAGAUGUCGAUCCGGACGUGUUUCUUGUGAUACUGCGCUACAUCUACUGCCUGAAGGUGGACAUCACGUUCGAUAAUCUGCGUGACAUAUUCGACUGUUCGCAAAAGUACAUGCUGACCGAUUUGCAUCACCAACUCGGAUGCUUUCUGCGGGAUCAGGUCGAGGAGACGACAGCACUAUCCAUCUUUAAUAUCAAUCGCUACUACGCCUACCCGAUGGUGGACGAAUCUUGUCUGGAGCUGAUACGUAAUAAUCCGUUGUACUAUUUCAAUCACGUCGAUUUCGCCACUAUCCACCGGGAGUCGCUGUUUAAGAUAUUCUCCUCGUGGGCGAUUAAUUGCACGGACGAUCAGCUGAGCAGUGCGCUCGACAUAUGGGAAGAGGCCAACCGGGAGGAAGACACACAGGAGUUGCGCAUGAUCGUGAAGCUGAACAAGCGGUACCACAACUGUCUGAAGCUGAUCGUGUUUGGGCAGAACAUGAACGAUGUGUUCGUGGAACCGGCCGACGAUCUCAAUCUGGGCGUCAUGUCCGAUAUGCCACUGUCACUGUACGGGCUGGGCGUGUAUCUACUCUCCAAGGCGAACGUCAUAUCGGUCGAGCUGAAAAUCUACGAAGAGGACACGGAAAUCAGCUCGGAUGUGUUCGAGUGUCCGAACCCCUGCAUCAGCACGGUACACGUGGCCGAUCUGUUCUUCGAGGAGGUCGUCAUGGUGCCGCGCAAAAACUAUCGCAUCUCCAUCAACAUGUCGCCACCGUGCAAGCAGGUGUUGCUGCGCGAACCGCGCACCUAUCAUGAAAAGAUCCGGCUCGUCAUCAUGUACCCACCGGGCGACCGCAAACCGAUCGGGAUAGCGCACGUGUACUGCAAGGAGCGUAGCCGGGAGCCGAAGAAGAAAUGAACAGCGGUUGUCCGUACGAAGUGGGAAUUCGUAUUUGUUGCAAGCGGUGUUUGGAAAUGGUGCAUUUUGUGGGAUAUGAUUUGUUUUAUUAUUUUUUUUUUGUUCCAUUUCCCGUCCCAUUUCCACCUGCAAGUUCCUUUUUGAACAGUUCGAUGAUUAUUUCCUGAGAAUAUAAACGAGUUUGUUUGUACCGCUGUACAAUGGCGGAAGUUUUUCGAA
Anopheles funestus (African malaria mosquito) is the source of this 1860-nucleotide messenger RNA. Its product is annotated as kelch-like protein 7. Gene Ontology annotation, molecular function: protein binding. The record is from RefSeq and is a predicted model, not a curated record. The coding region runs from base 484 to 1641 and encodes 385 amino acids. NCBI's taxonomy places the organism in Eukaryota, Metazoa, Arthropoda, Insecta, Diptera, Culicidae. Gene Ontology annotation, cellular component: cytosol. The transcript has 4 exons. Gene Ontology annotation, biological process: neurogenesis.